Messenger RNA from Cotesia glomerata, 987 nucleotides. RefSeq lists its product as uncharacterized. The record is from RefSeq and is a predicted model, not a curated record. Lineage: Eukaryota; Metazoa; Arthropoda; Insecta; Hymenoptera; Braconidae. Bases 511 to 978 code for a protein of 155 amino acids. The transcript is spliced from 3 exons.
AAAGAUAUCAAAUAACAUUAAGCGACCGCACGAAUAUCAUUUUUCACAAUACAUCGAAUCAGCAAAAAGAGUAACUCCGAAGUCUAAUAGACGAGGGGGUCACGAGGUCGUAUAAGUUCACACGAGGCAUCAAGAACCAGCUUGACGUAUAACACAAAAAAUAUUUAUCAUUCCAUUUUAAACUUCCAUCCUCUUCACAUACCAGGCUAAUUUAUUUCUUCAGCAUUAAAAUAAUAUCUCGAGUUUAAGCCAAGACCGCCGAUAAAACAACAACUAAUUUCACAUAAGUAACAGUGUUACUUUCGUUUACGAGUCAGGUUAUUGCUGUUACGUCAAGUUAGCUCUGAAUUUAAAGAAGCAGCUAACUGCGACCAGGUGUGUUAUGAAUUAGACGGCGUAAUAAAUUCUCCACCUACGUACUGCUAAAAAAUUUCAAGUUAAACUUUUAAAACUAUCGACACGGCUCCAAAACAACACAACACAUUAACAUGCAAUUGGAAGAAAUAAAAUAUGGAGGUGCCUAAGAAUUUAGAGGAUGUUAAAAAAUUGAUUAAUUCAAUGGAAAACGAUGUUAAUAUUUAUAAUUUAAAGAUGGAAGAAAAUGACAUAAAACGUUUGGAAAUAGAACGGUCGAUUUGCGAAACUGAAAUGUUAAUUGAGAAAGCUUUACACAUUAUUAAAACUAAUCAGAUAAAGAAUGAGGAUUACUUUAACAAAAUUAGCAAAGUCGGUAAUAACUUUAAAACGUUAAGUGAAUUUACUUCUAAUAGUCAGAAAAAUAAAUCUGUUGAUAAUCAACUUGUGAAAGUUAAAAGCUUAAAGAAAGACAAAAUUAAUCAUCGAAAUGAAUUUGAUAAAAUUAAUUAUUCAACCAUUGAUCUUCAGGUAAAAAAAGAGGCUAUUCAGCAAGUCAAGAAGAAGUUCAUUCAACUACAGGAAUGUAGUAAAGAAAUAUUAUCUAAGCUUAAUGAAUUUUAAUUCAUCUAU